AUGAAGCGAACUUUGAGAAGAUUUCUGGUGCAACAACUUCCUAGGAGGCCCGGGAUAUCUUGGAGAAAAUAUAAAGGAGUCGAGAAGAUCAAGAAGGUGAAGCUUCAGACAAUGCAAAGACAAUAUGAACUUUUGCAGAUGGAGAAAAGUGAUACCAUCUUUGAUUACUUCACCAGGAUUCUAUCCUUGACAACCCAAAUGAAGGGAUGUAGAGAGGCGGUGAAGGAUCAAUUGGUGGUUGAGAAAGUACAUGAAUUGAGGAUUAAAGAGAGGAGUCCUGAUAAGAAUUCUGAUCAUGCUCUACAGGCCCAAUCUAACAAAAGAAACUCUGUCCACUUUGCAUCUAAGUGCAAGUUCAAUCGUGGCAAUGGCGGAACGGAUGCUAAAGCAAGAAUGGCUCAUGGAGAGGAUUCAAAAGAGGAGCAGAUGUUACUCAUGGUCAUAACUAAAGAUGAGAAUGACAAGAGUGAUUGA
Lathyrus sativus (Indian pea) is the source of this 474-nucleotide messenger RNA. The record is from the annotation of a GenBank genome assembly. NCBI's taxonomy places the organism in Eukaryota, Viridiplantae, Streptophyta, Magnoliopsida, Fabales, Fabaceae.